Messenger RNA from Anisakis simplex (herring worm), 954 nucleotides. The record is from the annotation of a GenBank genome assembly. Lineage: Eukaryota; Metazoa; Nematoda; Chromadorea; Rhabditida; Anisakidae.
AUGCCUCGUGAACGCCGUCGUGUCUCAUCUUCAUCCUCCACUUCUUCAACAAGCUCAACAACUUCUUCAAGCUCCACUUCAUCCUACUCCACUGUUGCAAGUGAUCCGGAAAUAACCAACAGCGAUCCAGCAAUUACUGCAGUCGAACCGAAUUCUCCAAAUACAGUUGAAGUCAUCUUUCAACGAGCUACUACCGAGCAUGCCAAUAACAAUCAGCAAACUCUGCCUGAAACACCUGUCAACGAGUCAUCUCAACAGGAACAGUCCGUCACUAAGCCGGAACCACCACAGUUGGCUGAUGCGCAAAAUAACAUCACCACCAGCAGUUCAUCGUUGAAAGCUGGAAUGGAUACAGCAUCAGCGAUUGAUGAACGUUGUUCAUCUGAAACACAUACGAAGGAAGAAAAAACCGAGGUUGUUCCACAUAUUUCGGAUGAGAAAUUUGAAGAUAACGCGCAGAACGAUGCGAAAUGUACUCCACAAAAAGUAGCACCCAAAACCGAGCAACAACCAUGCAUGAAUCCAGCUGCUAUAACUGACAUCCAGAAUCAAAAAUUGGAACCGGGCAAGCAAAACGAUGAGAAGCGGGAAACGAUUAGUUUGACAGAUGUUACAGACACCGGCACAUCAUGUACGGAUGUGGCAACUGCAAGCAACGCCAAACCGAAUGAUCAAGUACUUCAAGAAUCAACCGAAAAUCUUACCGAAACAACACGGUCUUCAGAUGAAUCAAGUCAGCAAGUUACAGAAGCUGAUAAGAAUGUAGAAACAAUUGGAAACGAGCUCGCACCUGCAGAUACAGAAACCUGUGAAGUGGAAAGUGUUAAGAAUCAAGUUUCAGUAGAUCCGAAGGAACCGGAUGCAAGGAAUAUCGCCAGCGAAAGCGGAACAAAAUCUCCAAUAACAAACGUAGAUCCAAAUGGUAAAGUUGUGAGUGAGAGUACGCAAAAACAA